UCUAUUAAGGAUGUUUCAUCCAAUUCGAUUCUUAAGACAUGUAAACAAAAAGGAGGAACAAUCAAGAAUAUAUAGAAGUGUAACAGAAUAGUUUAUUUAAUCAUUUAUGUCUUUACAUGUAGGAUGUAUUAAUUAGUUGUAAAAGCUAGACGAAAAUUACUAAACCACGAUGAACGAAGAAUUUGAGUUAAAUGCUUUACAAAAUAGUGCUUCCGAUAGUACAAGACAAAGUGGCAGCAAUUCAAAAGCUGAAUACUUUAUACAACAAUUAAAUGCUAACAAUUUUAAGAAAUUGGCCUUAAUUACAGUAAUUGGUUUUAUUGUCUACCAUGGAAUAUUAAAUUGGCAAUAUGGAAGUGACUCUUGUCAGUGGCUUUUAUCCAAGGGACGUUUUAAAGGCGAUAAUGAAUGGCAACCAUACGGUUGUAUGAUGCACAAAUAUACACAAACUGAUACACGCCGUUGCUUGCGUUAUCUGGCAUUUUGGAGUUAUAAAAAUCACUUCAUUUUUAUCGGCGAUUAUUCAAUUCAUCUGUUGUAUAAACACUUUAUAAAUCACUUGCAACCCAAUGAUGAUGACAACGGCUCAAUGCUUUUGCAACCAGCCAUUGACACGAAUUUCGAAGAUCGUAAACUUAGCAUGCGUGCUACAUACAUACACGCAGAUGAGGUAUCCGAUGUAUUACUUGGCCGGUUGACCAAAUUAGAAGAUGCAGAGGAAAAUGCGGUUUUUGUUAUUGGUUUCACUUAUCGUCAUUUCACAUACGGCAAUGUUACUGAAGACUUAUUAAAAGCUUAUAACAAUAACCUAACUAGACUAGUGGUACCAUUUGAACAUUUGAUUACACAGAAAUCAAAGGUAUUGUGGAAAUUGCAAGAUCGGGUUAAUGAAGAAAAACUUGUUGACAAUUGGAAAGCCGUGCUGAAUAAAGAUAUAGAUCGCUUGAACCAAGUGGCCCGUAGCGUUUUCCGUUAUGCAGAUAUUACUGUUUGGGAAGCUGCUUGGCAAAUAUCGACCGGGUUAACGGAUAGCGCAAUAGAUGGCUAUAAAUUGUGCGAUCUGGGAUUACGACAUUAUACACAGUUGUUGUUAAAUAUGUACUGUAAUGAUUACAUGAACUAUAACGAUGGCAGUUGUUGCAGUAGUGCAGAACCUUAUACUCUACUUCAAAUAGUUACAUACGCUGUAUUUGCAGUAUGUAUUGCUUUGGUAUGUGGCAUAUAUUUGCGCCGAUGGCUUUUACAUUUGCGUGGUCAAACCUUAUACACACCCAUGCAGCCUCAGCAUAAUGGUUUACAUUGUGCCGCUAACGUAAAUGGUUCUACUUUAAAUUUGCCUAACAGCAGUAUGGAUUACACUACACCAGUUGUAUCCUUGGCCAUGUUAGGAAUUAUUAUGGCUUACUUUUACAUCUGUGAUCGCACCAAUUUCUUUAUGAAAGAGAACAAAUACUAUUCGGAGUUCAGUUUUUGGAUACCAGUCGGUUAUGUAUUUGUUUUGGGUCUCUUUUUUACGGAGGACUCCCGCUUUACCAAGGUACUAAAUCGAGAUCAAUCAGAUGAAUUAAAAGGCUGGAUUUUAUUAGUAGUCUUAAUAUAUUACAUGACUGGCGCUCACCGUGUCUUGCCCAUACACAUGCAUAUUAAGCUCUUAAUUAGCGGCUAUCUCUUCCAUACAGGUUAUAUGCAUUUUGAAUACAUGUGGCAGACAGGCAAUUCAAGCUUCGUGCGCUUUUUUCAAGUGAUGUUUCGUUUAAAUUUUAUGACCGUAAUUCUGUGUUUUUGUAUGAAUCGUCCUUAUCAAUUUUAUUACUUUGUACCGUUGCUAUCAUUUUGGAUGUGCAUUAUAUAUUUUCUACUUUCUUUACCGCCACGCAUUACGGCUCAAUCUGUGGACGCAAACCCAUUACAUUACCUUUACUUGGUGGGCAAAUUUGUGGGCUGUUUCAGUGUCAUUACAAUUUUGUUUAUGUCUGAAGUAUUCUUUGAGAGAAUUUUUGUUACCCGUCCAUGGAAAGCUUUAUUUGUUACUACGGAUGAUGAUAUACAUGAAUGGUGGUAUCAAUGGAAACUGGAUCGUUACACUAUUAUAUUUGGUAUGAUAUUUGCCGCUUGCUUUCAUGUAGCACAAAAAUAUAGUAUUUUUGAUGAUAACAAUCACGGGAAUCUAUUUGCUCGACGCACUUCCAUUACCGUAACAUUUUUAGCUCUUUUGAGCGUUGGUUUUUACACUGCAUUCUCGUUUCUUUGUCGCAACGAACAAAAUUGUGAAGAAAUUCAUUCAUAUAUUGUUUUUAUUCCCAUAGUUGGUUACAUUGUAUUGCGCAAUAUAUCGGGUAUUCUGCGCACUCGCUAUUCCACAUUUUUUGCCUGGUUCGGUCGCAUUUCGCUCGAACUUUUUAUUUGUCAGUAUCACAUUUGGUUGGCUGCAGACCGUCAUGGGGUUUUAGUUCUACUGCCCGGCUUUCCUACGCUCAACAUGAUUAUUACUUCGUUUAUCUUUGUAUGUGCCUCACAUGAAGUGCACCGAAUUACACAAAUUUUACUGCCCGUGGCAGUACCCAAUGAUUGGAAACUAGUGACUCGUAAUUUUAUAAUAUUUCUUAUUAUAUUAAUACCUAUUGCUCACUCCGAUGGUAUGUUUUGAAUUUCGUAAAAACACCUUAAUAUGCCGGUUUGAAUAAGUCAAUACAAUCGCAUCUACUUAAGUAUGUAUCUAGUAAUAGUAAAGUGAUAGCUUUAACAAUUAGAAUUUUUUUUUGUUAGCAUUCAGCUUUAUACCCUUCACCAAGGAUAACUAAAUUCUACAGUCAAUCCGUUGUAAUCAAUUGAGCAAACUCUGAUUUAUUCUGUUAUGUCCGUUUAUUUAUUUAUUAAUUUUUUUUUUUAUUAUUGAAAGUACUUAAAAUUUAGUUUGAUAUGGAAUUUUCAGUAAGCUGGGUGAUGGGUAUGUAAUAUACGGCUUUAGCCGAUUCAAUUUUUUCCUUUUUGUUAAACAUUUUGUAAUGUAUUAUUCAUUUAUAUAUAACAUGUAUAUAU
Messenger RNA from Glossina fuscipes, 3039 nucleotides. Its product is annotated as N-acetylneuraminate 9-O-acetyltransferase. Bases 170 to 2647 code for a protein of 825 amino acids. The record is from RefSeq and is a predicted model, not a curated record. The transcript is spliced from 4 exons. Lineage: Eukaryota; Metazoa; Arthropoda; Insecta; Diptera; Glossinidae.